Monosiga brevicollis MX1 is the source of this 672-nucleotide messenger RNA. RefSeq lists its product as uncharacterized. The transcript has 6 exons. Gene Ontology annotation, molecular function: D-ribitol-5-phosphate cytidylyltransferase activity. Lineage: Eukaryota; Choanoflagellata; Craspedida; Salpingoecidae. The record is from RefSeq and is a predicted model, not a curated record. Gene Ontology annotation, cellular component: cytosol. Gene Ontology annotation, biological process: protein O-linked glycosylation via mannose. The annotation marks the transcript as partial.
GUGGCUGCCAUUCUACCGGCCUCGGGCACGGGAAGUCGCACGGGUGCGAGCACGGCCAAGCAGUUUUGGAUGAUUGAAGGACGACCACUCCUAUACUACACGCUACGAACAAUGGAGAGCGUCGCAUGGCUGCACGAUGUCAUUGUGCCAGUCAGUCAGGACAUGAUGGCUGAUAUGCGUGUCUGGCUUCAGACCUGGGGAUUUGUCAAAACCCGACUCGUCGUCGGUGGUGAUACUAGACAUCGCUCCAUUGCCAACGGUCUCAAAGCACUGAGGCCGACCACGACACUGGUCCUGGUGCAUGACAUGGUCCGGCCCUUUGUUCUGCCGUCAGAUCUUGAAGCCGUUGUUGAAGCAGCAGCCGAAUAUGGAGCAGCCGGCUGCACACUUCCUCUCGUGUCUACUGUCGUCAAGCCCUCUGCGGAUGGCUUUCUGGAUCACGUGCUCACCAGGUCGGAGUAUCUUGCAAGUCAAACGCCCCAGGCCUUUCAGCGCUCGAUUUUGGAGGCGGCUUAUGCCAGCUGCUCGGCAGAGGAUUUCGAUCAUGGUACGGAGGUUUUGCAGCUUGCGCAGCGGUAUGCUGGGUGCAGUGCGAAGCUAGUUGAUGUGCGUCCCAACGUCUGGAAGGUGACUUACAAGCACGAUCUCUAUGCGGCCGAAGCCAUGAUCAAG